This is a messenger RNA of Acaulospora morrowiae, 1518 nucleotides long. The record is from the annotation of a GenBank genome assembly. Lineage: Eukaryota; Fungi; Glomeromycota; Glomeromycetes; Diversisporales; Acaulosporaceae.
AUGUCAAAGCAAUCUGGCUGGAACAAAUAUUUCCAUCAGGAUCAAGCCUAUGAUACAACUUAUAAAACAUCUCAACCAAUACCUUCUUAUGAUGAAAACCAACCGUCACAACGAUUAUCUUAUUUUGCAUAUACGGAUGACUACAUUCCUGCUCAAAACACCGAUUCAGAAAAAGGAAUAAGCGAAAAAGCUGUUGAUCCUACAGACCCUUCCUUCUGGGAUACAUCGCAUAAUGCCACUACUAGUCGUGAAUUAACCGAGCCUAGUGCUCCGCCCGCGUCCGUGGGCGAUAUGGAAGAAACGCCACAAAAUUCGGCAACGAUAGCGACGCAAUAUGGAAAUUUAGAGAGUGAGGAAACUUACGAAAGUGACGAAGCAGUAGCCAGACGUGUGCUCCAAGAAGAACAAGAACAACUUCAUAGGCAGGGUUUAUCUAGUCGAUAUUUUCCACCAGGUGAAUCAGAAAGUUAUUAUGCCGCUUAUAACCAACCUGAAGCUUCAACUCGUAGUGGAGGACCACCACCACCUUCAACAUAUAACGAAAAAGCAAUAGACGAUUCUUACGUGCAAAAUCAGAUGGCAAAAAAAACCGUGUGGAGACCUUAUUUCACAUGGGUCGUUACUUUUGUGCAACUCAUUAUGUUGAUUUAUGAAUUUAUUGAUAAUAAAAAUUUAACAGGAGAAUUGAUAGAGACAAAUCCUUUUAACCCCAUGAUUGGUCCUGGAACAGCUACUCUAAUCCAAUUGGGAGCUCGUUUUGUUCCUUGUAUGAAACCCAAUGUUACCGGAAUCAGCAGCAAUGCCUUGUUUGAAUGCCCGAACACAGGGUCUACGGGCUGUACUUUGGAACAACUUUGUGCUCUUGGUGGUUUCAAGAGUGGUCAACCAGACCAAUGGUAUCGAUUCAUCACACCAAUAUUCCUUCAUGCUGGAAUUGUUCAUUAUGCUUUGAAUAUGGUUUUCCAAGUAUUUACUGGAGCUCAAGUAGAGUCUGACAUGGGGUGGUGGAGAUAUAGCAUUAUUUACAUGGCAAGCGGUAUAUUUGGGUUUAUUUUCGGAGGAAAUUUUUCUUCGCCUACAAUUCCUACCAUGGGUGCAUCCGGCAGUCUAUUUGGUGUUGUCGGUGUCAUACUUCUGGAACUUUUGCAAAGCUGGAAGAUUAUCAGAAACCCAUGUUGGGAACUCACUAAAUUAUUAGCUAUAAUUAUUAUUUCUUUUUUGGUGGGUCUUCUUCCAUUUUUUGAUAACUUUUCACACAUUGGUGGGUUUUUGAUGGGCUUGAUAACCGGGUGUGUUUUAAAUCCUACAAUCAACUUUUCGAAAUUCCACAAACGUGCAAACUGGAUCAUCAGAAUAGUUGCGCUGCCCAUAUCUGUGCUCCUGUUCUAUUUACUUAUCCAUAAUUUCUAUACGACUAACCCAAGUGAAUCGUGCCCAUGGUGCAAGUACCUUAGUUGCUUACCGGUUAACGGUUGGUGUGACAACACCGGAUUAACGAACACAACACAAACUAACUAA